Molecule: messenger RNA, 2219 nt
Organism: Sorex fumeus (smoky shrew)
Lineage: Eukaryota; Metazoa; Chordata; Mammalia; Eulipotyphla; Soricidae
Gene: OLFM4
Product: olfactomedin 4
Exons: 6
Coding region: 1-1515 (504 amino acids)
Biological process (GO): signal transduction
Source: RefSeq, a predicted model, not a curated record
AUGCCCAUCAGCAGGCACCCUGGACAGUUUGCAGUUACCAUGGCAACCCAUAAUCAUGACCAGCUACGUGCCAACUCCUUUUCUCCCACCACUCCCUUCCCUGAGCCCAACUUCACCCCCUACUCCACUUCUGAAAAAAGCAGCUUUAAGGCUGACUCCAUCUCCGAGUCCCAGUGGUCUUCGAAUUUUACUGGCUCUUUGGAUGAGCAUGGGACCUGCCAGUGCUCUGUUAUCCUGCCAGAUGGUACAUUUCCCGUGGAGCGAGUGGAAUACUUGGAAAUCAUAGCUCACAAUCUCACCGUGAAGUUCGAGAAGGAGCUUUCUAAAGUAAAGGAGUAUGUUGAAUUAAUCAGCGUGUAUGAAAAAAAACUCUCAAAUCUAACUAUACGAGUAGAGGCUAUGGAAGAGAAUACGAUUUCUUAUACUGAACUGGACUUUGAGCUAAUUAAGCUAGAAGUGAAGGAGAUGGAGAAACUUAUCCUACAGCUGAAGGACACUUUUGUUGGAAGCUCAACGAUCAUUGCCCAACUCGAAGUGGAGAUAAGGAAUAUGACUCUCCUGGUAGAGAAGCUUGAGACGCUAGACAAAAACAAUGUUCUUGCCAUUCGUCGAGAAAUCUUGGCUCUCAAGAACAAGUUAAAGGAAUGUGAGGCCUCUCGAAAUGAAACUGCUUCUAAUCAGCCCCGCCCUCCUCCUCCUCCAGGGAGCUGCAGUCAUGGUGGUGUGGUGAAUAUCAGCGAUCCACAUAUAGUCAAGCUCAACUACGCAGGGUUUUCGUAUAAGUAUGGUGCCUGGGGUCGAGAAUAUUCUCUCCAGAAUCCAGAUAAAGGGCGAUAUUGGGUGGCACCUCUGGAAAAAGAUGGGAGACAGCUACGGUAUUUCAGACUCUAUGAAACUUUCUCUGAUUUACUACUGUACAAAACCUACCGUAGUUAUGAGAUUAACUAUGGUCAAGGUGGGGGAGCAGUAGUUUACAAUAAUACCAUGUAUGUCAACUGGUAUAGCUCGCGAAACAUUGCUAGCAUCAAUCUGACCAGCAACACAGUUGUUCUUAAUCAACCUCUUCCUAAUGCGGCCUACAAUAACCGCUUUUCAUAUGCUAAUGUUGGGUGGCAAGAUUUCGACUUUGCUGUGGAUGAGACUGGAUUGUGGGUGAUUUAUUCCACUGAAGAUGAUGGUGGCUCCAUAGUGAUUAGUAAACUCAAUGACACUACUCUUCAAGUGCUAAACACUUGGCAUACCACACAGUAUAAGCCAGCUGUUUCAAAUGCCUUUAUGGUAUGUGGGACUCUGUAUGCCACCCGUGUUGUGAACACCAGAAUAGAUGAACUUUUCUACUACUAUGACACAAACACAGGGAAAGAGGGUCAACUAAGCAUUAAGCUGGAAAAGGUAAUGGAAAAUGUGCAGAGCAUUAACUAUCAUCCUUUUGAUCGCAAACUUUAUGUUUAUAAUGAUGGUUACCUUCUAAAUUUUGAUCUUACCUUUGACCUGGAACCUCGUGAAAAUUUUUAGAUAUACAGUGAUUAAAGAAUGAGACACUUGUUGAAGAAUUUGAUCUACACAUUAGAUAGAUUCAAAGGGAUCCUGAAGUAUAUUGAUUUAAUAGCAGUAUUUGGAAGCAUAGUUCUACUACACUGGAAAAUGUGACUAUUUGCCUUAAUUUGAUAAGUGUUCUUGCAAGCCAUUUACCUCUUAUAAUGCAUGUCACUACUGAAACACAUUUGUUCUAUGUUGGGCGAUUAUGAUGUAAGCUAUGAUGCAAGGAAUUAAAAAAGUCCUUGGUGAAGUGGCAUGUGGGAAUUGAGGAAGUUAAAGAGUGCUCUGUGGAUUAUUUGUACAGGAGAGAGGGCUCAAAGAACAGUUCUCUAUGAAACCUGACCAUUUCUUCUUUAAUUCUUCUCAUCUUCCCUGAAAGAAACUUGGGAUUUAGUUAGGCAGAUUAACAACUAAAACUCCUGUGAGCCUACAUCUCCAUUUUUAAUUGUUGUUGGUGGUAUUUUUUUUUUACAAGCACUUGGAAUGAUGGCUUGUAUAUAGAAGAUAAGUAAAUUUAGCAAGUUUGUAUAAUAGCUAUAAAACUCUGGGUUUACGGGGAAAGGUACUUUUAUACAUUGACUUUUAUACGUUUUAUACAUUGAAAAUCAGUUCUGGAUGGAGCUACAGAUGAGGCGCUUACUUUUUAUUUUCCCCCCAUUGUCUACUUAUAUAAGAAUUAG